AUGUCUAUCUCCAAAAUUGCUGGUCUCGUCCUCGCCUCGGCCUCCAUGGUCGCUGGUCACGGCUACGUCUCUGGUGCCGUUGUCGACGGUACCUACUACAAGGGUUUCAUCGUUGAUACCUACAACUACAUGACCGAUGUUCCUGCCAACAUUGGAUGGGCAGAGGAUGCCACCGACAACGGCUACAUUGACGGCUCUGCCUACUCCGAGCCUAACAUCAUUUGUCACAAGGAUGCCACUCCCGGUGCCAUCUCCGCUGAGGUCAAGGCUGGUGGCUCCGUCGAGCUCCAGUGGACUGCCUGGCCCGAGAGCCACCACGGUCCCGUCAUUACCUACAUGGCCAACUGUAACGGCGACUGCUCCUCCGUUGACAAGACCACUCUUGAGUUUUUCAAGAUCGACGAGGGUGGUCUGAUCGAUGACAGUGCCGUCCCCGGCACCUGGGCUUCCGACCAGCUCAUUGCCGCCAACAACAGCCGCACUGUCACCAUCCCCAGCUCCAUCGCCUCCGGCAACUACGUUCUCCGUCACGAAAUCAUCGCCCUGCACUCCGCUGGUGAGUCCAACGGCGCCCAGAACUACCCCCAGUGUCUCAACUUGAAGGUCACCGGCGGUGGUAGCGACAGCCCCAGCGGUACUCUCGGUACCGCUCUGUACAAGAACACCGACCCCGGCAUUCUCGUCAACAUCUACACCUCCAUGAGCUCCUACACCAUCCCCGGUCCCGCUCUGUACACUGGCGCUUCCUCCGGAUCCGCUGCCACUGCUGCCUCCUCCGCCGCAGCUGCUACCACAGCCGCUACUACCACCCAGGCUGCCACUACUGCUGCCGCCUCUAGCGUGAGUGCCACUCCCAUUGCGAGCUCCUCGUUCUCGCACCCGGCCUACAGCCGCACCAAGCGUCCUUCCCGCAGCGCCACUCCCUCACCCUCAUCUACUCCUACUUCUAUUCCUUCCAUCUCCAUUCCCAGCGCGGCUGAGGCUACCCCUGUCGGCGAUGCUCCCUCUGAUGUCACUGUGACCGAUUACGCUACUGCUCAGGUUACUGACCAGCCUGCAAUCCAGACCGCCAGCGCCGCCACUGUCACUGUCCCUGGUCAGUCUGUCCAGAGCGCCGCCCCCGCUGCUGAGGAGUCCUCUGCCGCCGCUGCCACCACCACCACCGCUGCCGCUGUGCCCGUUCCUACCUCCAGCACUACCUCCAGCACUAGCUCUGGCUCCAGCUCUGGUUCCAGCUCCAGCUCCGGCUCCUCCAGCUCCGAAUCUAGCUCCACCACCUCCACCUCGGACUACUCUUCCUACCUCAGCUCCCUGAACGCCGAUCAGCUCCUCAGCGUCAUCCGUUCUACCCUGAAGUGGCUUGUCUCCGACAAGAAGGUCCACGCCCGUGACCUGUCUAUUUAA
Penicillium nucicola is the source of this 1404-nucleotide messenger RNA. RefSeq names its product AA9 family lytic polysaccharide monooxygenase. The coding region runs from base 1 to 1404 and encodes 467 amino acids. Lineage: Eukaryota; Fungi; Ascomycota; Eurotiomycetes; Eurotiales; Aspergillaceae. The record is from RefSeq and is a predicted model, not a curated record. The transcript has a single exon.